Messenger RNA from Cryptococcus amylolentus CBS 6039, 1501 nucleotides. RefSeq lists its product as hypothetical. The transcript has 7 exons. Bases 1 to 1428 code for a protein of 475 amino acids. NCBI's taxonomy places the organism in Eukaryota, Fungi, Basidiomycota, Tremellomycetes, Tremellales, Cryptococcaceae. Gene Ontology annotation, molecular function: glucan endo-1,3-alpha-glucosidase activity. The record is from RefSeq and is a predicted model, not a curated record.
AUGCGGUUGUCUUUGAGCUUGGGCCUCUUAGUGGCAGCUCUGACCACGGUGGGGGGUGUCAGCUUGGAAUAUUUGAAAACUGGCCUUGCUAUUGCGGGCGAAAGUAUCCACUCCGAGUUGAGUCGACGGAACGACACGAGCAGCUCUGCUGAACAAUAUGUCUUUGCACACUUCAUGGUUGGCUUUGUCGACGCUUACACGCAAGAGGACUGGACCCGCGAUAUCGAGCUGGCGGCGAGUAAGGGGAUCGAUGGCUUCGCUUUAAAUUGGGACGGUCAAGACGCCAAUGCCCAACAGCUCGCACUCGCCUUCAAAGCCGCGUCAGCAUUGUCAACACCAUUCAAGCUCUUCAUCUCCCCUGAUUUCGUGCAUUACUCUACCGAGGACCAUGAACCAGUCUCCGACCUUCUCAAGUCCUGGAUCACAGAGGAUGCUUACUUCCGGUACAAUGACAAGUCUUUCGUCUCUUCCUUUUGGGGUGAAGGGACAGAUUGGGAAGCUGUCGAGACCGAUGUUGGGCAAGAUCUUUACGUGGUACCGUACUACUACGCCAGUCAGUCUGCCGCUGGGACUAAGGGCGUGGACGGUCUCUUUUCUUGGUCAGCAUGGCCCGGUGAGGGAACCGAAGAUGUUGUCAACCAGAACAUGACCACGGACAAAGACAAGGAAUAUCUCGACCUUCUUGGCCCUCUUGAUAAGACCUACAUGGCCCCUGUGCCUCCCUGGUUCUAUGCCCACCUUCCAGCGUCUACGGGUUACUCGAAGAAUUACUAUCUCUACUCUGACACUCUCUGGCCUACUCGAUGGCAACAGAUCCUCUCUCUCACCAAAAAUUAUCCUGACCAGCUCAAGUUUGUCGAGAUCAUCACGUGGAAUGACUGGACCGACGUGGAGCAAAGAUUUCGACCAUUCUGCUUUCAUGGACAUAUGAUGGGUCCAUUCAUCACUGCGUUCAAAGCUGGUUCGGAAGAUGUAUCAGUCACUGAGAAUAGGCUCGUCUAUUGGUACCGGCCGAGUCUCAAGGACGCAGAGUGCGACUCUACAGACAGCGUUGGAAGCAAGCCUAGUGGCGCCGAAAUGGCAGCCGACUCUAUCUUUGUCGCCGUUGGAGCUGCUACGAUCACAGUCACGUCCGGAUCUUCGACCUCUUCGCAGAUCGUUGACAAGGCAGGCGUCCACACAUUGUCGUUCCCCAUGAAAGCAGGGGCUGUUUCGUUCGAAAUGAAGAUGGAUAACGAUGGGCGAGUGAGUGGGAAUGGAGCUAUCGAAGUGACAUCGGGGUGUUACGUGAGCCAUCGAUCUUUGAAGGUGAUUCUUCUCCUUCCUUCAAUGCUGUUUCUGAAGAGCCUGGUCUUACCUCGGGGCCUUCCAGCUCGAAUAGUGCGGAUACCAUUCAGACCGCAGCCGCGAGCCAUACUACCGGAGUAGAUGGUGGCGUAGUCGCUCUCGCCUCUCCCGAGACGUUGACUAUGUCGGGGUGCGGUAUGUCGGUCCAAGGAAG